GCCAGCACCUGUGUCCUGUUUGUGUACCACUACCAUUACCUCCCUCCGCUUGUUAGACCAGUUCUAGGCUUCGUUGCUGUGAGAAUACACGUUUAAAGAUUACUAUAAGCUACGAGAGGCCUAUUACUUAAGGUUGGUUUCCUAUAAACCGUUUUUCGCUCGCAGUUCUACUCACAUUUGUAACAAAAUACGAAGUAUAUUAGGAACUAAUGGCAAGUGGCGAGCAUGCUAAAGAAAAUAAUACUUUUUCCAUGCUGAGAAGAAGCGAAUCUGGACCUUCCUUCUCAAUUGGAAAUGACGAUGACUUUAAUGAACCUGUGGUAGAAUUACCACAUCCUCAACUUCCUAAUUUAACGCUACAGACACCUUCAAGAGAAGAGACUCCUCAAACGUUACACGUCGAGGAUGUAAAAAACAGCACGUCUAGUUGGUCUCAGGAUAAUUCCCUUGUUUCAUCUCCUAUCACGGGAGUUAUGGACCAUAGCAUUUUUGGAGAAAGGCCCGAAGCGUUCGGUAACGAAAUGGUCACCGACCAACAGUUUUACGAUCGAAUCAUGGACGAACAGACGUCGUCUUACGGUCAGUCACUCACUUCUACUGACUCGUUUGCCUUGCUAGCAGAGCAUCAAGCUCGCGAACGAUUAGACUACGCUCGUUCUGAACAAGACAUUGUAUUUGGACGUGAACGGUACGAUCCUUUUGCUCCAUCUCAGACGCGUUCUCCCGUCUCUCCCCAUAUUCCUCCGGUCAUCAUUACAGAUCCAGAUGCAAACAGCAUGGAGGGUCCUUCGUUUUCAUUUGGCGUUGCCGAUGAGAGUUUUGGUGCGGCUGAAGAACGUGUUCCACAGUCCUCAUCCGAACACGAAAGACAUCAUGGCAGUCUCUCGAUACAAGAAGGAUUUGUGCCGUACGAGGCGGAGCCUUCGCAUUCUGAGAGACGCGACUUCAAUGUCUUUAUGCCUCAGCUAGAAACUAGCGUCCCUUCGCACCCCCCGGCUUACCAAUCCAACGAGCAUGAGGGUUCCCCAAUUCAAGAAAAUGAUGACUCUGAAGAAUCAAAAGAAUUAGAAUCCUCUUACGUACCGGAGAAGCCUACUGUUGAACAGCCACAACGGUCUGUUGAAGAGGUCGAUACGAAUAAAUCCCCCAAAGCAGAAGGCAUUGACAACGGUUCUGAAAAUCCAGAGCAAUUAGAUACUAUUAAUGGCUCUCUUGUGGAAGAAAAUGCUGCUCACGAGGAACAUGCGGACGUAGUUGAUGCUGACAUCGCUACUAAGGAAGCUUCGCUUACUCCACAUUCAGUGGAAGCUGCUAAAGAGGAUAUUUCGGCCCCAGCUCCGGCUACUCGCGAAUCUACAACCAUUUCCGUCGAGAAAGCUACGGAUGCUGAAGCUGAUUUGGAGCAACAGGAGACAGUUCAAGCUCAUUCGACUCCUUCUGAUAAGAAUGCCUUAGAGACAGAAAUGAUGAUUGAUUCAAAGGUUUCAGAUGCAGGUGCUAAAGCUGAGGUUUUGGAUACACCAGCUUCUCCCUCUGCGCAGGAGAAUUCUAAUCCUGAGGACACGGGCAACGACGUCGUCGAAACUGAACCUAAUGUGCCACGUGAAGCCUCGUCGGUGUCAUCGCCGAAAGCUACCGUUGAGUCUAAUACAAGUGCGAACGUUGCUUCUUCUGGAGCAUCACCUCCAACGAAAGAAGCACUUCAAGCAAGUAACACUGUUACGGCGGUCCCCGAGGUUGAAGAAAAGUUAACUGAAGAUGACUUGUUCUUCAAAAACAUUGCUGCUGUUUCACCUGUGCCGGAGCCAACCCACAGUGUGAAUGAGGAGAUAUACUCAUCUGCACCUGUGCAACGCCAAGAACCACCCUCGCAACCGCAAGAUGCUAGUCCCCUGAAGACGAAUGAGACGAAUGUUCAAUCGCCUAUUUCUGCAACUCAACAAGAAUCGCAACCGCAAGAUGCUAGUCCCUUGAAGACGAAUGAGACGGAUGUCCGAUCGUCUAUUUCUGCUGCUCAACAAGAAUCGCAACCGCAAAUGCAAAAAACAGCCUCUCCUAAAACGAGUGAUGCGGACGCGGAUUUCUUUGCUUCAUUGGGAGCAGCCGAAGGUAGCUCCAAACCCUUGGACACAGAAGAGGUCAAUGAUGAAGAACUUCUUGAUGACUCGGAGUUUGAUGCUUUGAUGAACAGUUUCAUUGAAUCUUCCCCUGCUGAACGACCUCCUCAACGUGCUAUGACUUAUCAGCCUUCUUUUCAUCAGCAAAUUCCAAUAAUGCAUCCGAAGCCUCCGUACACGAUUCCUGCUAGUGCUCCGCCAACCAUGUCUUCUCAGAAAAAGGUUAAUUCUUUUGUUGCUACUCAUGAUUCAUACUCCUCUCCUUAUGAUUUACCAAUGGAGAUUGUUCAAAAGGCCCAAAGGAAAAGGGCUGAAGUUCAACAUACCAUACAGCGUAAGUCUCCUGCCGCAGCUUUUUCUCAAAUGAGUCGUCCACCUUUCGGACGGCCUCCCUCGGUGCCUCCCUCAAUGCCGUCGUCUUCGCGUACAUCCCCUUCCAUGCAGCGUGCAUUUCCUCCAAAUGCAACAAGUAUGUCUCGAUCAUCCUCUUACGGUCGGACGUAUCCUACGAACCUAUCGUUGCCUCCAAAGACGUCCCCGCAGCACGCUCCUUUCACAUCUACCGCUGCGGGAUCCGCCGCUCAAAAUACACAACCACUACAUGGUCACGAUGAAAUUCCGGCAAAGCCAACUUAUGCACCUUAUAUCCCGUCGCCGUACGCACCACAAAAUGUCGCUACGCAGCAGAUGCAGCAUGCACCAAUUGGAACUCAACAGCCUUCUUUGAAUCGCAUGUACUCCGCUCCGGUGUCUCAAUACAACUCGCCAACCUCCACUGUCCCUAGAAUGCCACCAACGCGCAGCUCUUCGAGUUAUACGCCUCCGUCUGUUUCUCAACCUGCUGUUGUCACUGCCAAUGUACCUUAUGCUCCCCGCUACACACCUCAGCAACGAACUUUGCCGUCUGAAGUUAACGAUCAACCCCCGAGAGCUGCACCACAAACUGCUCGGCGUUCGCCUUAUGCUCCUGUCUCCGCGAGCAUAACGUCUCCUGAGAUAAAGGUAUCUAGUGCACCAGCUCCUCUUCCUAUUCAGCAGCCUAUGAAUUAUACACCUGUUAGUGGGCUUACAACUCAACAGAAACCGGUACUUCCAGCUCUGUCUACCUCAAAUUUGUCAGCAGCACCCUUAAAUGUCCCAACUCCAAUGAGCCGACAAUCCUCGCAUCAAUCUGUAUCCAGAUAUGCGCCAGUAGCGCCUUCAACGGCUGAAACCCCGGUUUCCAUUGCCCGUGUUGCUUCUAACGAAGGCUCAGAGACGUAUCCUUUACAACCUGUUUCUUCUAUAACGCAAAUGGUGAGAUCGCCCGUAGAUGCGUAUACCCCAACAUCGGCCACGCAUCAUGGAGAAGAGCUUAAUUCAAUGCCGCAAGUAUCGGAUGAACAAGCGUUGAAACAAGAAACGCCCAUCAAUAUGACACCGAUGGAACAACGUCCAAUGCAAACUCCUCCCUAUCUUAAUCCGGCUAUGUCGCUUCAAAACGAUUCGCAAAUGAUGCAAGUUGACACCCAGGCCUCUGAUGCUUUAUACCAACCUAGUGCGUCCGUUUUGGACUUGCGUGCUACUCGAAGUCAUGCACCACUUCCCGCUGAACCAUACAUGGCGCAUGUCCAGCCAGAGGUAAAUCAUGGCCUUCAUCUUCCUCAUCCUUUGGUCAGUUUUGGUCCAUGCGGAACCUUUUUGACCAUGUGUCCUUUCCAAAGUGAGCGAUUCACUAGUGAAGGUUUGGUUAUGAAAUCGACACCGGGGCUUUUGCGCUUCCACUCUCUGAAAGAUUUCGUGCCCGAGGAAAACCUUUUCCUUACUGAUUUUCAAGGACCAUACAUCGGGUCAAACGGAAAAAUUGAUAAAGCAAAGCGCAAGCAAGCCCUGGCUUGGGUGGAGAAGCGUUUGCAUUAUCUUGAGGAUCAGGGUGAAAAUGAAGAGAAACUGUAUAUAUACAAGGCACUUGGGCUGAUGCUUGGGACAGAUGAUAAGCACCGAAUUAGGGAUGGCGUUCGUGAAAUGUUGCUUCCUAACUUUGUCCCUCCCGAGACCAAAAACUCAACAAAGACAGUUGCAGAAUUGAUGAAUCCUUCGCUUGAUGAAGACAAUACGCCUGUAGUAGCCACGUCUAGCGUAACAGCGGGAUUCUUGCAGAAGAUUCACAAUUUUCUGUUGGUGGGUGAUCGGGAAAGUGCACUGACGUGUGCAAUGAACAGAAAGAACUGGGCUUAUGCCAUUUUGUUGGCCAGUUCUUUGGGAAAGGAGACUUUCCAGUCGGUUGUUCACGAUUUCAUAAAGAGCGAUCUUAUGUCGGAAACGCAAACAGCGAAUGUAGAGGUUAACUUGCGUGUUAUUUUCCAACUGCUUUCUGGUGCAUCUCUGGCAUUUUCUGAACUUUCUAGCUCUUGUCCUCUGUUAUCGUUGACGCAAGCGAAUUCCGCCGAGGGAAAUCAAGAUUUACAAUGGAAAGAGCUCCUCUGCAUGUUACUCGCUAACGACGUUCCUGAACAGGUACAGGCUUUCAGGCAUCUUGGUGAGCUCCUGCUUCAGCAGGGUAGAACAUACGCCGCACAUUUGGUCUUUUUGCUUUCCAUGAGUCCUAUUAUCUGUUUGUACAAUGGAAAAGAGCGUAAUCCCAUGCCUUUGGUUGGACUUGUUAAUCCUAACGCAUACUCAGACUCGACUGAGUUGCUUGAAUCCGUGAUGUUGACCGAGGUUUGGGAGUUGAUCCUGAAUCUUCAUGCGAAUAAGGAAACCAUUUCUUACGCUCAUCUGCAAAUCUUCAAGCUCUACCACGCGCGAGUUCUUGCCGAUUACGGACAACUCGCAUUGGCUAAACGUUACUGUGAAUGCAUUGGACAAUACUUGAAAAUGGCUUCCAAAAAGUCCUCAGCUUCUAUAGAUCCAUCGUUGGUUUCGGGUGUUAGGGAUUUGUCUCGUCAAGUUUUGGAAUCGUCAAAUACCAACACGGAAGUGUCAAACUCCUGGCUCGGACGUACAGUAUCCCGACCGAAGCUUGAUUCGUUUUGGUCUGCAUUAGAAAGCAAAUUCAGCAAGUUUGUCGCGGGUGAUGCGAACUUUGACAUUACAAAGGACAACACCGUGGAUGGUCCGUUUGCCAAGGUUGCUGAGGUGCAGGAAACGAUUACUCGGGCGUCGUCAGCAUUGGCUCUUCGGGACGAUGAAGUUGUUGGAGAGAGAGUAAUGCCUUAUGGUUCAGUUCCUCAGAGUGUGCCGACGUCGCGGGUUCCUAGUCCUUACCAGCCGUUGGAUCAACAAGUACAUGCAGGACCUCAUAGCGCGAACCCGUAUGUUGGAGCUGCCGGUAUACGAAGAGAUACUGGACAUGUUUCCUCUAGCGGUCCGUAUCUUGAAAUUCCAUCUGCACAAACGUCUCCCAAACGUGGUCCAUAUGCCCUUCCUGUUCGGCCGACAUACACGCCUACAACAACAGCUGGCUAUAACCCGUAUGUACCUCAAACCUUAUCAACACCCGCGCAAGCCGCCGAACCCGCUGCGUAUCAACUUGGUCAACCAGUUCGCAGCACUCCCCCUCAAGGGCCCAUGUCUCCUGCUGAGGUUUCCGCGUUUGCUCCAGCUCCACCUACGGCGGAAACUCCAACGAGAAAUACGUAUGGUCCUACGCCAGCGGCUGUUUCGCCAGUGUAUGCACCAUCUCUUUCUCCCCAACAACCGUAUCAAAACUUGCCGUCAAGAACGCACUCUCGAGUGCCAUCGGCGAGUUCGGACAUUAGCGUUGGUCGUUCAAUGAACCAGCUUGCUGAUGCUAUGGGAGGCAUGAAUAUCGACACGGAUCGGGCAGCCGAAGCGAAACAGUCUGCUUCCAAGAUCGCGGAAGAAAUGAUUAAACGUGAGGAAGAAGAGGAAGCUAAGAAAAAGCAGGCAGCUAGCACCAAGAAGAGUGGCGGAAUGGGUUGGUUCUCGAAAUUGCUACAUCGUGGAGGUAAUAACGAGAGUGCUAACAAUGGACAACCUGUUUAUAAGGCGAAGCUUGGUGAGAAAUCUCACCUGCGUUAUGACAAGGAGAAGAAGCGUUGGGUAAACGAGGAUGGAAGUGACUUGAGCAAUCAAGCAGCCCCUCCUCCUCCUCCUCCUAAAAUGUCAAUGAUGCCUCGUCGAACUGCAACUACUUCGGUUCCACCGCCCGCCAUGCCUGCUUCCAAUUUGGGCACUAUACCAGAAUCAAUGUCAGGCCUGGCCGGGCCUCCAUCCAGUUCUGGAGCUGUUGCUCAACAGCCACUAGCUACAGGCCCUAUUCCUCCUGCAUCGUCGCCCGCUCCUCUCUCAGCUACUACCCCUACUGCGCCUGUUCCUCCUGCUACCGCACCCCCUGCUCCAACUCCUAGAGCUGGUCUACCACGUCCUCCUCUCGGCGGUACUGCAAGCACGACGAAAAAGACCGAUUUACUCGACGAGCUUCUUAGUGCUCCUCCUACCGCUCCCUCCGAACGUCGGCACAAAAAGGUGAGCAAGCGCUAUGUGGAUGUUAUGAACAUGCAAUGAGUACCUUUGUUACUGGGAGAUGCAUCUUCGAUUCUCUCUCCUGCUACCUGAUCGUUCAUUCCUCAAUUUUCUUUUUCCUUCAAGUCUAACUAACCAACAUCCUUCCUCCUUUCCGUACUAAAUACACUUUCCACCAUCAUCACCUUGCUCAGUUACAAAUUCACUCAGUGCUAACUCUCAAGCUUGUAAAUGUAAUAAACCAG
Molecule: messenger RNA, 6829 nt
Organism: Schizosaccharomyces japonicus yFS275
Lineage: Eukaryota; Fungi; Ascomycota; Schizosaccharomycetes; Schizosaccharomycetales; Schizosaccharomycetaceae
Product: multidomain vesicle coat component Sec16
Exons: 1
Coding region: 210-6626 (2138 amino acids)
Cellular component (GO): endoplasmic reticulum; endoplasmic reticulum membrane
Source: RefSeq, a predicted model, not a curated record